GACACUUGACAACAUAAAACACCAGAAAUUAAACCACCGAAGCGACACGUAGCGUCAUUCAACAAACAGAAAGUUAUUGAUUAACGACAAAGUUAAAUCUGUUGUCGCCGUCGUGAGCUUUGUCUCGUUCUCAUCAUCGUCGCCUUCGCAACUGAACAUCUUCACAAUCACCGCAACAAUGGACACAUCGCACCCCGACCUGUUUGACGAGAACAGUCACCUCCCAUCGAGACUGGUAGCGCAAAUCCAGCAGGGAAAUCUAUCUGCCGUCCAGGAAUCAUAUGCCUCAUCACGGUCCACCUCCCUCCUCACCCGCAUCGCCGAGCAGGCUACCCGGCACAACCAGCCCGACAUUCUCUCGUGGGCAUUUACCCAGGGCCUCGUCGUGGCAGUGGCCUCUACAUACACGGAGAAUAUCAUGGAUAGCAGGAUCUACUCCUUUGCAUGCUUGGCUCGCUCUCUGCCGAUAUGGAAGAUGCUCGUCGCGCAUGGAAUGCCCAUCGCGCAGCACCACGACGAGAGCCUGGGCGAUAUAAUCAGCACAUCAGUGUACGACCAGGACAUUGAUAUUAUGCAGUUUGCCCUGGAAAAUGGAUGUAAACCAGACGAAGCUUUUGGUUACGACAGUAUCAGCCCCGGAGCCACGGCUGUUAAGAGUGGCAAUGCGGCCAUUCUACGACUUCUGCUACAGUACGGCUGGACGCCGGCUGCGUUUGAUGGCGCCCAUAUUGCGGCAGCAGAGAUGGGCAAGAUGGAACUUUUAAGGAUUCUAGUGGAAGAAGGCAAGGCUAAUCUGGAAGAGGCCGUCAUGUGGUGGGCUGGCGGCGAGGAGGAUGAGAUUGGCACGGCGUUGUAUCGCGCAGCACGCAAGGGACAGGCAGACGUUGUAGAGUAUCUACUGGGACGUGGAGCUAAUGUCGAGUAUAAAGAUGGUUCAGGGAGAGGAGUAGACUGGGCAGCAAAGGAGAGCGGGAAGGAGCAAGUAAUCCAGUUGGUAGCAGAUAGUUUGGCCAUGUAACGAAUGA
Messenger RNA from [Torrubiella] hemipterigena, 1025 nucleotides. The record is from the annotation of a GenBank genome assembly. Lineage: Eukaryota; Fungi; Ascomycota; Sordariomycetes; Hypocreales; Clavicipitaceae.